AUGAUGGAGUUGGGUUUCAUUAUCGAGCAGUGGUUGAAAAGAGGCGUCUGCGUGAAGAUCAACCAUUUCCCGGAGGACACGGACUACGAUCAUGACAGCGCGGAGUAUCUGCUCCGAGUCGUCCGGGCCUCCAGCAUCUUCCCCAUCCUCAGCGCCAUCCUACUGCUGCUCGGGGGCGUGUGCGUGGCGGCCUCCCGGGUCUAUAAGUCCAAGAGGAACAUCAUUCUGGGCGCAGGGAUCCUGUUCGUGGCAGCAGGCCUGAGCAACAUCAUCGGCGUGAUCGUGUACAUCUCGGCCAACGCGGGCGAGCCGGGCCCGAAGCGGGACGAGGAGAAGAAGAACCACUACUCGUAUGGCUGGUCCUUCUACUUCGGCGGGCUGUCGUUCAUCCUGGCCGAGGUGAUCGGCGUGCUGGCCGUCAACAUCUACAUCGAGCGCAGCCGCGAGGCGCACUGCCAGUCUCGCUCGGACCUGCUCAAGGCCGGCGGGGGCGCGGGCGGCAGUGGCGGGAGCGGCCCCUCGGCCAUCCUCCGUCUGCCCAGUUACCGCUUCCGCUACCGCCGCCGCUCCCGCUCUAGCUCCCGCUCCAGCGAGCCGUCGCCGUCGCGGGACGCGUCUCCCGGCGGCGCCGGGGGCCCGGGCUUCGCCUCCACGGACAUCUCCAUGUACACGCUCAGCCGCGACCCG
Neomonachus schauinslandi (Hawaiian monk seal) is the source of this 687-nucleotide messenger RNA. RefSeq names its product calcium voltage-gated channel auxiliary subunit gamma 8 (gene CACNG8). The transcript has 4 exons. NCBI's taxonomy places the organism in Eukaryota, Metazoa, Chordata, Mammalia, Carnivora, Phocidae. Gene Ontology annotation, cellular component: AMPA glutamate receptor complex; postsynaptic density membrane. The record is from RefSeq and is a predicted model, not a curated record. The annotation marks the transcript as partial. Gene Ontology annotation, biological process: neurotransmitter receptor transport, postsynaptic endosome to lysosome; calcium ion transport; postsynaptic neurotransmitter receptor diffusion trapping. Gene Ontology annotation, molecular function: voltage-gated calcium channel activity; channel regulator activity.